Molecule: messenger RNA, 1102 nt
Organism: Juglans regia (Persian walnut)
Lineage: Eukaryota; Viridiplantae; Streptophyta; Magnoliopsida; Fagales; Juglandaceae
Product: vesicle transport protein SFT2B
Exons: 7
Coding region: 272-703 (143 amino acids)
Biological process (GO): vesicle-mediated transport
Cellular component (GO): membrane
Source: RefSeq, a predicted model, not a curated record
CUCGAAGCAAACCAUCUGGCUCACUCUGAUAAUCUCCCUCGGUCGCAGAUCUAAUUUUCUCCAGAAAGAGUGAGAAAAGGCUGAAAAGCUUGUAGGCAAUAAUGGAGAAGAUGAACCAGGCGUUUGAGAAGAUGAAGAUGCUAGUGGGAAUGGAGGUGGAAGACGAACACCAAGCUGCAGCGCUAGAAGAGAACAGCUCCUUAUCCUUCAUGGAAGACUUCAAUCGCAGCUGCACCCUGUCCACAAAACAGAGGUUUAACGGUUUCGCCAUAUGCUUCGUUGCAGGUUUGACUUGUACACUCUUGGUGAAGAAUCAAGAGCAAUGAGUACAACCUUACAGAAUUGGGCUUUUCUCAGGAAAAAAGUCGAGAAGUCAAUGCUGGUUUUCUUCAAUCCCAUCAAGUUUGGAUUAACUUUCACGCUUGGCAAUCUUCUUUCGAUAGGAAGCACAGGAUUUCUCAUAGGCCCUAAGAGGCAAGUGACAAUGAUGCUUGACCCUGUUCGUAUUUAUGCAACGGCCAUAUACCUUGCAAGUAUGAUCAUCGCCUUGUUUUGUGCUCUCUAUGUUCACAACAGAUUGUUGACACUUCUGGCAAUUAUUUUAGAGUUUGGUGCACUAAUCUGGUAUAGCUUGAGCUACAUCCCUUUCGCGAGGUCCAUGGUUUCAAAGGUUAUGGUUUCCUGUCUUGAUACUGAUUUUUAGAGCGAUACACACCAUAUAAAAGAGACCAUGAUGUAUCCAUUCAAGAACUGAACUUCUUAACAUGAUCACCCUAUGUGUCACUUUUGCAAGCUGAUGCACACAGGGAGUCUAGUCCACUCUGAACUGCAGAAUUGAGAUUUGUGUAUGCUGGACUGAGAUUGUGAUCAACUUUACCUAAUUUCCUUAUGGUAAUUCUAUUUCUUGACAUCUGUGUUAUGAGAAGAAACUUGACACGCCUAUGUUAAUAGAAAUUGAGCUGUUAUUGAACUAUGUAGUCUUUUCACCUAGGCCGUUGAACUCCAUUGAAACCAACUUAGCUGUUGUCUUGACAAGGUACAUUUGCUGAAAUUGUGGUGAUCGUUAAUGGAGAUGUAUAUUAUCUGUACUUUUCAGCUUCAA